Messenger RNA from Oldenlandia corymbosa var. corymbosa, 1017 nucleotides. Lineage: Eukaryota; Viridiplantae; Streptophyta; Magnoliopsida; Gentianales; Rubiaceae. The record is from the annotation of a GenBank genome assembly.
AUGUUUUCCAUUUUGGGGAUUCUAUUUUUCAUUCCUCAUUUGUUUGCUUUGCAAGCUACAGAUCCAUACACCAAAUAUUCCCAACUCAAUCUUCCCGAUGGAGUGAAAGGGGAUUCAGUCUCGCUAGAUCCAUCCAAUCAAGGUCCUUAUGUGGGAGUCAGCGAUGGUAGAAUCCUCAAAUACAAUGGAACAGAUUUCGUGGAUUUCGCUUAUCUUUCCCCAAACAGGCCCAAACAAUUAUGCGAUGGUACAACAGAUAUAAAUUUGGGUUCAGUAUGCGGAAGGCCAUUAGGAUUCAGUUUCGAUCCUUUAACGGGUUAUCUUUAUAUUGUGGGUGCUUAUGGUGGCUUUUACAGAGUUGGUCCAAGGGGUGGAUUAGCUACGAAACUUGCUACCGAUGUAAAUGGCGUGCCAUUUCACUUUCUAAAUGGUGUUGAUUUUGACCCGAUAAGAAGAUCGGUUUACUUUACAGAUGCUAGCUUGAUAUUCAACUUCACGGAUGUUCUUAUGGGAAACCCUAUCAGUUCCGAUGAUUCGACGGGAAGAUUGAUAGAAUAUGACACGAAAACAAAAACUUUGAGGGUACUGCUUGACAAACUUCCUCUUCCUACUGGACCUUCGGUAAGUGGAGAUGGUUCAUUUGUAUUAUACGGCUCUGUCGGUACUAAACAGAUCUUCAAGUAUUCUGUUCCUCUCAUAGGGCCAUUGCCAGCAAAACCCCAAGCUUUGUUGAAUUUAACAGGUUCCCCUCUCAAAAUAAAGAGGGCACCAGAUUAUGGGUCAUUUUGGGUGCCUGUGAACGUGUUGCUUCAACUACGGCCUCGUCUGGUUCAUCCAUUUGGUUAUAAAUUCAAUUCAAAUGGAGAUGUGAUUUUGAUAAAGGAUUUUACUGCGGAGUAUUCUCAAGCUCAAGUGAAUGUGGUGCAAGAGUAUGACAGUUUCCUUGGACUGGAAGGAAGAACAUUGUAUGUUGGCUCAACUAUCAAUUCUUAUGUUGGCGUCUAUGGAACAAAAUGA